GCUGGAAGGAGCAGUCAGUGAGUGCACUGCCACCGUGUCGGCUGUGUACUGAUUGUCGGGCCGUCCAAAGUGUUUACUGUCUGCGUCUGCGUCCGUGGUCCGUCAUCUGACUUCUUUUCCGUGUUCUAAAUUACUGUUUUACUGUGUUGUGAGUCGAGGCUGUAUGAACUGUCAGGCUGGAUCGAACCAGGAAGAAGAUUGAGGAAUCCAAGGAGAAAUUCCGCCGGGAGAUCCGCGAGUCCAAGGCCAAGAUGUUCACCAAAUUCACCAACAUCCUGCAGCAGGCGGUGGAGGCGCUCGCUCCUUCUCUUCCUCUGCAAGAAGACUUUGUGUAUCAUUGGAAAGCUAUUACCCAUUAUUACAUUGAAACGUCAGAUGAUAAAGCUCCUGUAACAGAUACAAACAUCCCAUCACAUCUGGAUCAGAUGCUUGAUAUUUUAGUUCAGGAAGAACAUGAAAGGGAAUCUGGGGAGACGGGGCCUUGUAUGGAGUACUUACUCCAUCACAAGAUUUUGGAAACGCUGUACACAUUAGGAAAAGCUGAUUGCCCACCUGGAAUGAAACAGCAGGUCUUGAUUUUCUAUACAAAAUUACUAGGAAGGAUCAAGCAACCCCUGCUACCACACAUAAAUGUUCACAAGCCUGUCCAGAAAUUAAUUAGACUUUGCGGUGAAGUUCUUGCUGCCCCGACAGAAAAUGAGGAAAUACAAUUCCUCUGUAUUGUUUGUGCAAAAUUAAAACAAGACCCAUACUUGGUUAACUUCUUUCUUGAGAAUAAAUCUCCAAGAGAUGCAGGAACUACAAACCCACGGCAAACAACGGGAGAUGUUGCAAACAAAGCAGUCACAAACAGAGGUGUAUCAUCAGACACUGAACAGGCCCAAUCUCUGGAGGCUGAGAUAAGUACAGGACUUUGCAGUGCCACCUGUGGAGCUGUAACCAGCCCCCUGGACAGCAGUGAUAGAUCAUCUCAGCAGAGUACUGAUCUGUCUGCAUCAUUAAAUGAGAUGGUCCUCUCUCCACACAUAGUUGCUGCAACUGAUCACUGUCAAAAUCAGGAUUAUAACUUGGUGAACUCAUUGAUAAAUCUGAGUAAAAGCCCGGAUGGCCGAAUUGUUGUUAAAGCUUCUGAGGGUCUAAUGCUACUGGUUAGUUUGCCAGAGCCAGCAGCUGCAAAGUGCCUGACUGAGAAUACUUCGCUAUGCCAAUUGCUAACAGAAAGACUGGGCAAGCUUUAUAGAGCAUUGCCACAGUCAAUAGAUCCCAUGGAUAUUGAAUCUUUGGAGUCUGUUAACUGGGGUUUGGAUUCUUACAGCCAAAAAGAAGACACCACGGCUUUUCCAGGAAAGCGGCCUCUCAUCUCUUUCCUGUCUUGGUUGGAUUACUGUGACCAGCUGAUUAAAGAAGCCCACAAGGUCACUGCUGCUGCCUUGGCAAGAGCUAUCCGAGAGAGAUUCUUUGUCCCAGUUAUGGAACCUCAAUUGCUUCAGACAUCAGAGAUCGGUAUUCUGACCUCAAUAUCACUACUUAAUCGCAUCAUCCGUCAGAUCACAUCAAAUGCAAUGCUACAAGAGUUAGUUUUCUUCUUGUUAGGGGAACAGAGACAGCCUGAGGCACCUGGCCACAAUAAACAUCAGCUGCGGUACCGGCUCAUAGAACACUGUGACCAUCUGUCAGAUGAGAUCAGUAUAAUGACUUUGCGAAUGUUUGAGCAUCUAUUGCAAAAGCCAAAUGAGCACAUUAUUUACAACAUGGUGCUGAGGAAUUUGGAGGAACGGAACUAUGUGGAGAAUAAGCCACCUUGCCAAGAAGACAAGGAUAUAGUUGAGAAUGGGCAAAUAGCAGGAGCAGUUGACUUGGAAGAAGAUCCACUUUUUACAGAUCUGUCACCUGAUAACAGGAUGCUGGGCUCCAACUGGCUGACUGCAUCACCACCUCCAACUCCAGAGCACAUCAAACCUGACGGGAAAACAGAAGUGCAUAAAAUUGUAAACAGUUUUCUCUGUCUUGUUCCUGAUGAAGCAAAGUCGUCUUACUAUGUUGAAGGUACUGGAUAUGAUACCUACCUCAGAGAUGCACAUAGGCAGUUCCGGGAUUGUUGUGGUAACUGUAUGAGGUGGGACUGGCCAGGAACACCCAAACCGUUGGAGAAAUGUAACCUGGAGUCUCCUUUCUAUGAGGGACAUUUUCUAAAAGUAUUAUUUGAUCGAAUGGGCAGGAUACUUGAUCAGCCAUAUGAUGUGAAUUUGCAAGUGACCUCUGUGCUGUCAAAGUUGUCUUUAUUUCCUCACCCGCACAUACAUGAAUAUUUAUUGGAUCCUUAUAUUAACCUGGCUCCCAACUGCAGGUCUUUGUUUUCUGUUAUUGUAAGGGUGGUUGGAGACUUAAUGUUGAGAAUACAACGCAUCCCAGACUUCACACCGAAGCUUUUACUUGUCCGAAAACGUUUGCUAGGUUUUGAGCAAGAUGGGCCCAUCAUAGAUCAUAUGACCUUGCUGGAAGGUGUGAUUGUUUUGGAAGAAUUCUGCAAAGAAUUAGCUGCAAUAGCAUUUGUUAAAUUCCACGCUUCCACUGCAACUUAAUUUGCUGACUGGUUUCCACACAGGAGCAUCCCAUUACCACUUCAGUCUUACUGGUCAGCUUCCAUAAUAAAACAAGUUUUUGGAAUAACACGGACUGCUGUGACUGCUAGCUGUGGUGUGCUGCCCAUCACUGUUUUAGAUAUGGAUGGAAAAAAGGGAAAGAUGUGCAAAAAAUGGAGUAAUUUGAUACAGUUAUCUGAAAAGCUGAGAGGUUGGGUCUGAAAGGAAACCACUUCCUUAUGAUAGUCACUUUGCCUUGCAGGUGACUUGACUGCAGUAUUGGACAGAUGUUGAUUUACUGAUACAACAACAGUCUCAAUGUUGUGUAUACUGAGUUUUACAGUGGGGCUGGUUGUGUCUCUACUGUCCCUUUUAAAAUCAUGAUACAUUCUCUUACUGUUCUCAACACUUGGGAAUAGAUUGGGCAGAGGUCAAUAAUAGAAAUGUUUAUCAGUAUUUUAUCAGAUGAUUAUUUAAGUAAAAGUUGGAAUGCUGAUUUGAAAUUAUUGUAUAUUGUGCCUUUGAAAAGGGCAGCAUUAAGUGUUAAGUCGUGUUUAUCUUUUGUCACUCUGUUCUCUUUCACCUCAACACUUUCAGAUAGUCUGGAAACUAUAGCCAUGUCGCUAAUGGCCUUCUGUCCGUUCCAAGCCUAAGCCUUUGUGCUCAUCCCAGGGAAUGGUCUGCAUCUGUAGAUGAAAAGUCUAAGUUUAAGUAUUGUAUACUUGCACAGUUGGAGAGGGUGAUUUUUGUGUUUAUGACUAAUGCUCCAUUUUUAUUUGUUCACUAUUAACAAGUACUCGGCAAAGCUUUAAUGCUACAUUGAUCUGAAUAUAACAGUGCCACCCAGUAUUAAUAAAUCAUUUAAAACAGUUAUCAUUAACUCUAAACAGCAAUACGGAACAAUAACUAGUAGAUGUCUAUAAAGUAGUAUGUCCUACUUACUUUGAAAGUAAGUUGAAAUGGUUAAUAUAAUUCACAUUGGAUACCCAAUAUGAUAUGGUGUCAUUGUGCAAUAACCCUUUAAAAGUGGUUCAUAACAAGGUUUUGUUAUAAAUUACAUGUUACCAAAUAAUUGUUCUGUAUUUGAGGAUUUUUUUUUAAAAUUAUUAUUUGUGAUAUAUCAUUUCUGUUUUCAUUUUAAUACUGAAUAUUGAUAUUUCACAGAUCUGAACUCCUUUUCUGGAUAGUAGCAUUGAAUUUUCUUAAGGGAGUACUAGUUUUUAGUAAACAUUAGAUAUGUUUCUGCUUCUGUAAAUAACUGGUAUUUGGAAUGUAUUUGGUGUAUAGAAACCAAAUAUUUUGAGACUUCAUCACAUUCAAUAUCGGUCUUCCUUUUUCUUGUCAUGCGUGCAAUAUCAAAGCUGUAUUGCCUUACAUGCAGCUUAAAUGCAACACUUUUUUCAUAUAUAAGAAGGUCUUAUAUAUUGAUCUGUGCUUGCUUCUAGUGUCACUGUUGUAUAUGGUAAAUGGGUUCAUAAACUGCCUAAUUUACAUUAAAAAUUCAUUUAUAAUUUUCCUAUUGAAUGAAUUCUCUUUAUAGCACAUUAUUUUGGUAUGUUAUAUUAUUGGGACUUAUUUCAGAUGAAUUUUAAUGUUGGGUCUCAAGUGCAAGUUUAUUGUUAGCAUGGUUUUUAUUGUUUACAUUUUAGUUAGCUGUGACAGAAAUUCUGAUCAAAACUCAUCAUUUAGAACAUGGAACAAAGAACAGUUAAGCACAGGAACCAGCCAUUUGCCCCACAAGGUUGUGCUGAACCAGCUAAAAAACAAAUCAAAAAACACUCAAACACUCGUCCCUUCCACCUACACCAUGUCCACCAUCUUUUUUACAUCCAUGUGCUUAUCCAAACGUCUCUUAAAAGCCUUUAAUGUGUUUGCCUUUACCACCAUACCAGGCACGCACCAUUCUCUGUGUAAAAAAUAACUUACCCCUCACAUCCCCUUUGAACCUAUCCCCCUCACCUUCAAUACAUGCCCUGUGGGAAACAGAUACUCACUUAUCUUUUCAACUGAUGCUGACUGACCUGCUGAAUUCCUCCAGCGCAUUGUGAGUGUUCCUUUGACAACAGCAUCUGCAGAUUAUUUUGUGUUUACUCACUUAACCUAUUUUGUGCAUGUAACUCCCUAGCUAUCAAAGUAAAUUAAUACUAACAAGAGUUUAUUUUUUUUUAAAUUUUCAUCUUUUUUAAGCCUUCAGAAUUUAUUUUCUUCUGUAACAUCACCUGCAUUUUAAUUAAAUUUAAUCUGCAUCACUUGCAGAUUCUGCACUUUCUUUUUUGUUAAGCUCUGAAAGCUUCGGUAGUUUUGAUGUAAAAACGUUGAACAGCAGAACUUUCUUUGUAGGUGCUCUUUGACCAUUAGGGCAGACUUCUUGAAGAAACCAUAACAAGUCCACAUUUAAUUUAAUCAUUUGGCUUUGUGUUAAAUUUCUAUGACAUCUUUUUAACAUUAUGCAUUUUAGAUAAUUUAUUCUUUCAGUGAGAAGAACGUGGUCCAGUAGCUGCAUUUUUUUAAAACUUUGGGAUGGCUUUGAAUAUGUUAGCAAUACUUUGGUGCUAAUUUGAAUCUGAAAUGGUAAUAUAUUUACUAAUUUUCACAAGUAAUAUUUUAAUAUGAUUCAUUUGUCUAAGCAAACCAUUUCAUUAUUAACUGCUAGUACAUUGUGGGUAAACUUAAUUGAUGUUCUGACACUUGAAGUGCGCGCACACACACACAUAGUAGUGUCCAUUUUUUUUCCCCUUUUCGUGUGAUGCUGGUUGCUAAUUGCUUUUCACUCAAUGUUUUUGUGGCAUUUCAUGGGAAGUUCUGAGCAAUGAUGCCAGAAAGUGCUGCAGAAGUGUGAAGCCUGGGAGAGUUGUCUUCAUUCAUUGAAUUAAAACAUGAUUUACACAAUUUAGGAUUGUGUCGAUAUUGUUUUGUUGGAAAUAAACUGGUGGUUCUUCAAAGAUAAUUAAUGUGAGGGAUCCCUCAGUAGUGUUUUUAACAGGAUGCACAACAGCAGUGGUGUGGUAUUUUUUUCUGAUUUGAACAUGAUGCAAGAAAGACUCUCUCCAAGUCUGUUAGAAGAUGUCAUGAGUCCAUCAUGUCAAGGUAAUUGUAUUCAAAUAUUGAAGAAGAGCUUCAAGUUGUCAACAUCAUAUUGAUAAAAAGUGCCGGAAAGUAUAGUUAGCAAAAAAAGGAAGUAGAAACAUCAGCUGUCAAUAUGCACCUUUCUGACUGGGACCAUCUAUAACUGUUGAAUCCAAAAAUUAUUUUCUUUUUGUUUAAAACAUUAUGACCCGGCUGGUGGCGUAGUGGCAUCAGUGCCAGACUUCAGGACAAAAAGUCCCGAGUUCAAAUCCAGCUGGCUCCCCUGCACGCUUUCCAUCCGUGCUGGGUUACGAGCUGGUGACCUCCUUGGAAACUCACCCAGCAGAAGGCAAUGGCAAACCACUGCUGUAACUUGCCUCGUAUGCGGUUCCCCACUGUGUCAGAGAGGUGUGGAGGGAAAUCCUCCGCUAACCGGAGAAACUCCGGGUGCAACAUACCUUUCCGUUUAAAACAUUAUACUGGUUCAUAGCCGAACUUGGGAGAUUAUCAAGGAGUAAGGUGAUGCUGUUGAAGAAUUCCCCUAGAUCUAUAGAUUCCAGUUAAUUUUGAUGUUGAUGUGCAUUGCUCUUUAUCUAUCUGUAAAAUAACAAACUGUGUGAAGCAGUCCCGUUUUCUCAAAGUGGCUACUGUAAACAUGCACAUUCUUCCUGUCGGUACUGCAAUCUUCCAAAGAGCUGAACCGCCUGGCAAAAACAAAGGCUCUGGUCAAAGUUAACAACUCUUAAGUAAAAGGAAAUAAUAACUGAAAAAAGCAAAAAUAUAUGCACUGGUUCAAGUAUUUUAUGGAAUAUUCACUUCCUUUCCAGUCGUUCUGUAGUUGACAAAAUUGACUUCUAAAUCUCUGACUUGGGCAGGGGAAGCUUUCUCAUGGCACUUCAGGACCUGGUAAAUACAACUCUUUGUUAAAUCUACAUUAGGAAGUGCAAUCUCUGUUCAUUAUCCUGGAAACUGCCAUGAAGUGUUCAUUUGAUUUAUUUUUCAAUCUGUAAUAUUGAUGCAGACUGGAAUAUUGAGACUAAUUUGUAUUUUCUGUACUGCAAUUCUAUGAAGUAUCUCACAACUUCAAGGAUUAAUUCGGAGCCUAAAAUAUAAGUAGUGAGACCUUGUACUUAAAGAAUAAACUAGCCCAUGCCCAAAAUCAUUCUGGCCACUGUUUUUCUGACUUUAAAUGUAAGAUUCCAAGAAUUGUUCUGAGAUGGAUGACUUCCAGGGAAGAAUUUGCCCCAGAGCCACAUGGCGGAGACAUGUUGGGCAAAAUUAUGCACUGUAUGGUGAAUUCUGCUCUCAGCUAACCUUGAAAUUAAAUGGAAACUCACCCUCCAUCUCAGUGACUACUUGGUCCAGGGAUUUGCUGCAGAAGUUUUUCUCAAGAGAUGCAAGAAAAGCAUCUCCAACUGAGCCAGUUCUGAAAUCCUAUUGAAUUCCAAUGUAACCCAAGCAACAAGCAACAAGGAUGGAGAAUAACGGAAGUAGAGUGUUAGUCCUUCCAGGAAACAAGCUAAUUUCUCUAAUUUCAACAGCAGGAGAACAUGUUUACGAACUUUAGUUAAAGUACUAUAUUGAGAUUAGCAUUGUGAUUUUUCUUUAAUAUAUGUUGAAAGGAACAAUGUCCUUAACAGUUACUGGAGAAAGAUUGACAAUGUUUUUAAGGUUUAGUAGAGUUAAUUCUGAAGAUAGUAAUGUGCAAGCUGCAAAUCAAAGCUGAAUUCACUGUCUGAAAGACUGUUAGUUACCAAGAACACCAGCCUAAAAGUAAUCAUAUACUCAAAAGUUCUGAUUAUUUAUCAGCAAGUCCCUUCUGUGUGCUAUAGUUUGUUUCUCUUCGAUUGUCUUUGUCAUACAUACAAUGGCAGUGAAUAGAUGUUUGAACAUGACCUUGUGUCCUGCAGAUGAUAACUGAACUGAUGAAUCAUCCGGAAACAUCAACUAUCUAUUUCUCUCCAUAGAUGCUGCCAGACCUACAAUAUUUUAUGUGUGUUGCUCAAGAUUUCCAGCAUCUGCAGAAUCUCUUGAGUUUAGUAUUUCCAUGGCACUGUCUUACCUAAUAGAAUGAGUGUUAACAAUGUGCAUUAUGUAUGUGAACAAAUGUGCGAGUAA
Molecule: messenger RNA, 7766 nt
Organism: Mobula hypostoma (lesser devil ray)
Lineage: Eukaryota; Metazoa; Chordata; Chondrichthyes; Myliobatiformes; Myliobatidae
Gene: fhip2a
Product: FHF complex subunit HOOK interacting protein 2
Exons: 17
Coding region: 252-2582 (776 amino acids)
Source: RefSeq, a predicted model, not a curated record